AUGGGAAUGGGCCUGUCUCUCUAUAUUUCAGGAUCUAGAUUUCUCAUCACAUCCACUGGAGCCUUGUAUAUUCUGGAUGUGCAGAAUGAAGAUGGAUUGUAUAACUACCGCUGCAUCACGCGACACCGCUACACUGGGGAAACCCGGCAGAGCAACAGCGCACGUCUGUUUGUGUCCGAUCCCACAAACUGGGAGCCAGUAAUCCUGGAUGGCUUUGACCGGCGGGAGGUCAUGGCCGGCCAUCGGGUGGAGCUCCCCUGCAAGGCGUCAGGUCACCCCACCCCAAAGUACCGCUGGCUUAAGGACAACAGCCCCCUGGAGCCUGACAGCCGGUUCCGGCAGAGUGUGACGGGCCUGCUGAUUGAGAGCACACAGCCCAGUGACACCGGCAGCUACGUGUGCGAGGUGUGGAACAGCCACGGCAAUGCGGAGGUCAUUGGCCACCUGCUGGUCAAACAGCCCCUGAAGGCUGUGAUCAGCCCUCGAAAGGUGAAGGGCAGCGUAGGAAGCCAGGUGUCACUUUCCUGCAGUGUUAGCGGCUCAGAUGAGUAUGAGAUCUCCUGGUACCGCAAUGGCGAGAUCAUCUACCCCGGCAACAGCGUGCGGAUCACUGGAAACAACAAGGAGAACCUGGUGAUGGAGGGAAUGGCCAAGAGUGACGGCGGGGCCUACCAGUGCUUUGCCCGGCAUGGCAAGAUGUCUGGCCAGGAUUUCGUGCAGGUCAGCCUGGAAGAUGGCACUCCAAAGAUCCUGUCAGCCUUCAGCGAGAAGGUCGUGAGCCCCAACGAGGUGGUGUCCCUGGUGUGCAUUGUCAAGGGCACGCCCCUGCCCACGGUCACCUGGACCCUGGACGAUGACCCAGUGGUGAAGGACAGCAACCAUCGAAUAGGCCAGAUCAUUACCAUGGAGGGCACUGUGCAGAGCUACCUGAACAUCUCACACACGCAAGUCCGUGAUGGCGGGGUCCACCGCUGCACUUGCAACAACUCAGCGGGAGUGGUCUCCUACCAGGCUCGAAUAAACGUAAGAGGGCCUGCCAGCAUCCGUCCGAUGAAAAACAUUACAGCCAUAGCUGGGAGGGACACCUACAUACACUGCCGCGUCAUUGGCUACCCGUACUACUCCAUCAAGUGGUACAAGAACUCCAACCUGCUACCCUUCAAUCACCGCCAGCGUGCCUUUGAAAACAAUGGCACCCUGAAGCUGUCGGACGUGCAGAAGGACAUGGACGAGGGGGAGUACACCUGCCACGUGUUGGUGCAGCCCCAGCUGGAGACCAGCCAGAGCGUUCACGUCGCUGUAAAAGUGCCCCCCUUCAUCCAGCCCUUCGAGUUCCCACGCUUCUCCAUUGGUCAGCGGGUCUUCAUCCCCUGUGUGGUGGUGUCAGGUGACCUGCCGAUCUUCAUCAACUGGCAGAAGGACGGCAAACCGAUCCCCGCCAGCCUGGGCGUCACCAUCGACAACAUUGAUUUCACCAGCUCGCUGCGCAUCUCCAACCUGUCCCUCAUGCACAAUGGCAACUACACCUGCAUUGCCCGCAAUGCUGCUGCUGCCGUGGAGCACCAGAGCCAGCUCAUCGUCAGGGUUCCCCCAAGGUUUGUGGUGCAGCCACGGGACCAGGAUGGUAUUUAUGGGAAGGCGGUGAUCCUGAACUGUUCGGCGGUGGGCUACCCCGUCCCCACAAUCGUGUGGGAGUAUUCCAAAGGUGCGGGCGUGCCUCAGUUCCAGCCCAUUGCCCUGAAUUCAGGCUUCAGGAUCCAGCUGCUGGUCAAUGGCUCCCUGCUCAUCAAGCAUGUCCUGGAGGAGGACAGUGGCUACUACCUGUGCAAAGUCAGCAACGACGUGGGAGCCGAUGUCAGCAAGUCCAUGUACCUCAAUGUCAAAAUCCCGGCCAUGAUCACGUCGUACCCCAACACCACUCUGGCCACCGAGGGCCAGAAGAAGGAGAUGAGCUGCACAGCCCACGGGGAGAAGCCCAUCAUGGUGCGCUGGGAAAAGGAGGACCGCAUCAUCAACCCCGAGAUGAGCCGCUAUGUGGUCUCCGUUAAGGAGGUCGCAGAUGAGGUCAUCUCCACCUUACAGAUUUUGCCCACCGUGAGGGAAGAUUCUGGAUUUUUCUCCUGCCAUGCAAUCAACUCCUACGGGGAAGACCGGGGAAUCAUUCAACUAACAGUGCAAGAGCCCCCUGACCCUCCCGAAGUAGAGAUCCGGGAGGUACGGGAUAGGACAAUCGCCCUCCGCUGGACCAUGGGCUUCGAUGGAAAUAGCCCCAUCACUGGCUAUGACAUUGAGUGCAAGAACAAAUCAGCAUCCUGGGGUUCAGCCCAAACAACCAAAGACGUGUCCCCCCAGCUGAACCAGGCCACUAUCAUCGACCUCCACCCCUCCUCCACUUACAACAUCCGCAUGUUCGCCAAGAACCACAUCGGCAAGAGCGAGGCCAGCAACGAGCUCACCAUCACCACCGAUGAAGCAGCCCCUGAUGGGCCACCACAGGAUGUUCAGCUGGAGGCCAUUUCCUCCCAAAGCAUCAAAGUCACCUGGAAGGCUCCCAAAAAACACCUUCAGAAUGGCAUGAUCCGGGGGUACCAGGUCGGUUACCGGGAGUACAGCAUGGGCGGAAGCUACCAGUUCAACAUCAUCAACAUGGACACCACGGGCGACAGCGAAAUGAUCACGCUGGACAACCUCAAGAAGUUCACCAAGUAUGGGGUGGUGGUGCAGGCCACCAAUCGUGCCGGGACAGGCCCCUCGUCCCAGGAGGUCAUCACUAGCACCCUGGAGGAUGUUCCGAGCCACCCUCCUGAGAAUGUUGUGGCCACCGCCACCUCCCCAGAGACAAUCUCGCUCUCCUGGUCAACCCUCACCAAAGAAGCACUCAACGGGAACCUGCAGGGAUUCCGGGUUAUCUACUGGGCCAACCUGCCCGAUGGAGAGCUGGGCGAGAUCAAGAACGUCACCACCACCCAGCCUUCCCUGGAGCUGGAUUGCCUGGAGAAGUACACCAACUACAGCAUACAGGUGCUGGCCUUCACGCGCGCUGGGGAUGGGGUGCGCAGCGAGCAGAUCUUCACCCGCACCAAGGAGGACGUCCCAGGGCCACCAGCCGGUGUGAAGGCUGCAGCCUCCACCAACUCUGUGGUGUUCGUCUCCUGGCUGCCACCCCUGAAGCUCAAUGGCAUUAUCAGGAAAUACACUGUCUUCUGCUCCAACCCUUACCCCACGGUUAUCAGUGAGUUUGAGGCCUCGCCCGAUGUAUACUUCUACCGUGUUCCAAACCUUAGCCGAAACCGGCAGUACAGCAUCUGGGUUGUCGCGGUGACAGCAGCGGGUCGGGGAAAUGCCAGCGAGAUCAUCACAGUGGAGCCUCUGGCUAAAGCUCCUGCUAGGAUCCUCACGUUCAGCGGCACAGUCACCACGCCCUGGAUGAAGGACAUCGUUUUACCCUGCAAAGCAGUUGGAGACCCACCCCCAACCAUCAAGUGGCUGAAGGGAAGCAAUGGGACCCCUGCCCUGGUCUUGAUUGAUGGACGACGGAGCAUCCAUAGCAAUGGCAGCUUUGUCAUCCGCACUGUGAAAGCAGAGGAUUCUGGGUACUACAGCUGUGUGGCCAGCAACAACUGGGGCUCUGAUGAGAUUACGCUUAACCUGCAGGUUCAAGUUCCUCCUGACCAGCCACGUCUAACGGUGACCAAGACAACCAUCACGUCAAUCACUCUGUCCUGGAUCCCAGGAGACAAUGGUGGAAGCUCCAUACGAGGAUACAUCUUGCAGUACUCAGAGGACAACAGUGAGCAGUGGGGGAGCUUUCCCAUCAGCCCUAGCGAGCGGUCGUACCGCCUAGAGAACCUCAAGUGCGGCACCUGGUACAAGUUCACCCUCACAGCCUUGAACGCCGUGGGCCCAGGACGCAUCAGCGAGAUCAUCGAGGCCAAGACGCACGGCAAAGAACCACAGUUCUCCAAAGAGCAAGAGCUGUUCUCCAGUAUCAACUCCACACGCGUGAGGCUGAACCUGAAUGGUUGGAACAAUGGUGGUUGUCCAAUCACCUCCUUCACACUGGAAUACCGCCCGGUGGACACCACAGUUUGGACCACGGCCCAGCGAACCUCCCUGACCAAGAGCUAUAUCCUGUACGACCUGCAGGAGGCGACGUGGUAUGAGCUGCAGAUGAGGGUGUGCAACAGUGCCGGCUUUGCCGAGAAGAAAGCCAUGUUUGCCACACUCAGUGCUGACGGCAGCACCAUCCCUCCACUUUUGAAGAUAGUGGACGAGAGCAAGGACAGCAUGUCCAGCAAUGAGGGGCUGAAGAUGAUGGUGACCAUUUCCUGCAUCCUGGUGGGUGUGGUCAUGCUCUUCAUCCUACUCCUGGUGCUGAGGAGGAGGAGGAGGGAGCAGAGGCUCAAGAGGCUACGAGAUGCUAAAAGCUUGGCGGAGAUGCUGAUGAGCAAGAACACACGCACGCCAGAGAGCAUGAACAAGCAGCAGCAGGCAUUGAGAAUGCACAUCGACAUCCCCCGAGCCCAGCUACUCAUCGAGGAGAGAGACACCAUGGAGACCAUUGACGACCGGUCAACAGUGCUGCUCACCGAUGCUGAUUUUGGUGAGACAUCCAAGCAGAAGUCCUCCACUGUCACGCACACGGUGCACUACCAGUCUCUCUCCCAGGCCACUGGGCCUCUGGUGGACGUGUCCGAUGCCCGGCCUGGGACCAACCCCACUGCCCGCCGCACGGGCAAGAUGGGCCCAACCACCCGCAACCGCUAUGCUAGCCAGUGGACACUGAACCGCCCGCACCCACCCAUCUCCUCCCACACGCUGACCACUGACUGGAGACUGCCCACUCCCCGCGCAACUGGCUCCAUGGACAAGGAGAGUGACAGCUACAGUGUCAGCCCGUCUCAGGACACAGACCGCGCACGGAGCAGCAUGGUGUCCACAGAAAGUGCCUCCUCCACCUACGAGGAGCUGGCCCGGGCCUACGAGCAUGCCAAGAUGGAGGAGCAGCUCCGCCAUGCCAAGUUCACCAUCACUGAGUGCUUCAUCUCUGACACCUCCUCUGAGCAGAUGACAGCUGGCACCAACGAGUACACUGACAGCCUGACCUCCAGCACACCGUCCGAGUCAGGCAUCUGCAGGUUCACGGCAUCCCCGCCCAAACCUCAGGAUGGGGGCAGGGUCAUGAACAUGGCCGUUCCAAAGGCGCACAGACCCGGGGGCGAGCUGGUGCACUUGCCCCCCUACCUCCGGAUGGACUUCCUGCUAAACCGCGGCGUGGCAGUGUCAGGGCGCGAGGCAGUGCUGGGCCAGGCCUGCCUGGAGCCGCAGAAAAGCCGCACGCUGAAGCGGCCUGCCUUGCUGGAGCCUGUGCCCAUGGAGGCCCCGCCCCCUGCCACCACUGCCACAGCCGCCAGCAGUCGUGAGGUGCAGCAGUGGCAGCCGGGGACUGCCUCUACACUGCCCCCAAGGGAGGGGGGCGACCUGGCGCAGGCUGCCAAGAUGAGCAACUCGCAGGAAUCCCUGCUGGACUCCCGAGGGCACCUGAAACAGAGCAGCAACCCUUACGCAAAGUCCUACACCCUGGUAUAA
Megalops cyprinoides (Indo-Pacific tarpon) is the source of this 5589-nucleotide messenger RNA. RefSeq names its product Down syndrome cell adhesion molecule homolog. Gene Ontology annotation, cellular component: axon; plasma membrane. The record is from RefSeq and is a predicted model, not a curated record. The transcript is spliced from 30 exons. Bases 1 to 5589 code for a protein of 1862 amino acids. Gene Ontology annotation, molecular function: cell-cell adhesion mediator activity. Gene Ontology annotation, biological process: dendrite self-avoidance; homophilic cell-cell adhesion; axon guidance. NCBI's taxonomy places the organism in Eukaryota, Metazoa, Chordata, Actinopteri, Elopiformes, Megalopidae.